AAUUCCUUUUCUCAUCACCCUUUUUCUUCUUCAUCUACUCCUCUUCCAUCUUCCAAAUUCCAUUUCAUUUGCUCAAUCAAUAUGGGUAACUGUUUAAAUUCUUCUUCAGCUAAAGUUGACGUCACUCUUAUCUCCCAAACCUCUGGGAUAUCAACAAUGGGCAGCAAAACUAGUUCAGCUUUAGGUCCUUCCAGCAUGACCAUUUCAUCUUACAAUGGUGGGAGCAGUAUUGAAAGUCUUAGCACCCCAAGAUCCCAAGGGGGUGAAAUCUUAUUGUCUCCCACUAUGAAACCCUUCUCGCUUUUGGAGUUAAAGAAUGCCACCAGAAACUUCCGAUCUGACAGUCUUCUAGGCGAAGGAGGAUUCGGCUACGUUUUCAAAGGCUGGAUUGAUGAAUUUACUCAUUUAGCUUCUAAACCCGGAUCCGGAAUCGUCAUUGCUGUCAAAAAGCUUAAACCUGAAGGCUUUCAAGGCCACAAAGAGUGGCUGACAGAAGUAACAUAUCUUGGGCAGUUACACCACCCUAAUCUGGUGAAACUUAUUGGCUACUGUUCGGAGGGCGAAAAUAGGCUUUUGGUUUACGAGUUUAUGCCUAAAGGAAGCUUGGAGAAUCAUCUUUUUAGAAGGGGGGCUCAACCACUUCCAUGGGCAACAAGGCUGAAAGUGGCAAUAGGUGCUGCGAAAGGCCUAGCUUUCCUUCACGAUGCUAAAGACCAAGUCAUAUAUCGUGAUUUCAAGGCUUCUAACAUCCUUCUUGAUGGGGAAUUCAAUGCAAAACUAUCGGAUUUUGGUUUAGCUAAGGCCGGGCCAACCGGUGAUCGGACCCAUGUUUCAACUCAAGUAAUGGGUACACACGGGUAUGCAGCACCAGAAUACAUCGCUACAGGUCGGUUAACAACAAAGAGCGACGUAUAUAGUUUUGGAGUUGUUUUACUAGAACUAUUAUCGGGGCGUCGUGCGUUGGAUAAAGAAAAGAUCGGUAUCGAACAAGAUCUUGUCGAAUGGACAAAACCGUAUCUAGGAGACAAACGAAGAUUGUUCAGGAUCAUGGACUCUAGAUUGGAGGGUCAAUACCCACAGAAGAGUGCGUACACUGCGGCUACCCUUGCUUUACAGUGUCUUAAUAUCGAACCUAAAGCCAGACCUCGAAUGUCGGAAGUUUUGGUGAAUUUAGAAGAGCUCCUAAAUGCGAAAAAUGUGUUAAAAGAUCGUCGCAUUCUGUGUAGUCCGGUUCCUGAAUCGCCACGGAGACGUCGUCAACGUCGUUCAACACCCUCAGCAUCACCACAAACACCCUCGGCAUCGCCUUUGCCGACUCCACGACAGAGUACUCAUGUAAGAUGAUAGAUAAACAAAUGGGGAUUCCCUUAAAUUUUCUUGUUUGCAUGUAUCUAAACCACUCCAAAACAAAAACAAAAAACAAUAUGUCUACGGUGACAAGAUGUACGCAUACAUUUUCUCUGUCUUUCUUUUGAGACAGAGAUGCUGUUUUCGAGAAGAUUACGACUGUUGUUUGU
Messenger RNA from Cynara cardunculus var. scolymus (artichoke), 1517 nucleotides. Its product is annotated as probable serine/threonine-protein kinase PBL3. The transcript is spliced from 6 exons. Gene Ontology annotation, biological process: protein phosphorylation. The coding region runs from base 82 to 1344 and encodes 420 amino acids. Gene Ontology annotation, molecular function: protein kinase activity; ATP binding. Lineage: Eukaryota; Viridiplantae; Streptophyta; Magnoliopsida; Asterales; Asteraceae. The record is from RefSeq and is a predicted model, not a curated record.